UUCUUUUUUAUCUUCAUAUUAAGAAUGAAUCGCAGAAGAAACCAAUUGUCUAUGGGUCAAAAAUCGCCUUUGUACACGUUUCUACUAGAAAAUAUUUGUCUACUAAAGGAAUCAAAUAUGAUUUGGGGCCCAAUAAUGAGCAAUAUAUGGUUAUUUGUAGUGGUCAAGAAAUAAAUUUGGAAAAUGAUGUUUGGACUGUAAUUGGAGCUAGUGGUAAAAAUAUAAAUGAAGGGGAUCUUAUAUCUCUUAAUAAUAUUAUUAGUUUUAAACAUCAAGCAACAGGUUGUUAUUUAAAUUCUCAUGAUACUAGUUAUGAGAGAGUUACACCAAUAUCACAACAACAACAAGUGACCUUGUGUUCAGAUAGAGGUAGUGAUGAUGAUUGGCUUGUUCGACGUUAUAAUUCAACCACUUCAUAUGAUACCGGUCAUUUGAUGAGUGGUGAUAUUAUUGGUCUUUUUCAUAUUAGUACUAAUAAACAAGCACUUUACAGUCAUUCCGUUUUAUUAGGUGAUAGAUCUCAAGAAGUUUCUUGUUAUGGAGAUGGAAGUGAAAAAAAUAAUAGGUGGCGUAUUGAAUUAAUUAACUGAGUACGAAUUUGUGGAAGUUAGUUAUAAUGUAUUGUUAUUAAGCAAAAUAGUAUCCAUUACUUAAAAUCGAAAUACUAAAUUCAAUAUUUUUUAUAUAAUUAAGAACAAUAUUUAUAUAAUUAAUUGAUUUCGAAUUAAAAGUUUUUUUAUGCACGUGAAAUACCUAUGAAAUGACAUAACGUACAGUUUUCUCUAUCAUUUUUUGGGUAGUAUUAAGUAAAUAGGAUUA
Molecule: messenger RNA, 819 nt
Organism: Rhizophagus irregularis DAOM 181602=DAOM 197198
Lineage: Eukaryota; Fungi; Glomeromycota; Glomeromycetes; Glomerales; Glomeraceae
Source: RefSeq, a predicted model, not a curated record